Helianthus annuus (common sunflower) is the source of this 1801-nucleotide messenger RNA. RefSeq names its product mitogen-activated protein kinase kinase kinase 17. The record is from RefSeq and is a predicted model, not a curated record. NCBI's taxonomy places the organism in Eukaryota, Viridiplantae, Streptophyta, Magnoliopsida, Asterales, Asteraceae. Gene Ontology annotation, biological process: protein phosphorylation. The transcript is spliced from 2 exons. Gene Ontology annotation, molecular function: ATP binding; protein kinase activity. Bases 312 to 1517 code for a protein of 401 amino acids.
UGGUCAUAAUAAUACCUUUUCAAGUUGUUUGUAUGGAAACGCGGCUGCCUGUUUACCAAUCCCCACAUGCCUAAUUUUAGAAACUCCAUAGAAACAACCAACCCCACAUGACUCGUAAACCCUAAAUUCUUCAUUCUUCUUUCUUUCUUCCCCUUCAUAACCCUAAUUCUUCCAUUUAUUUCAACUCAGAUUAUUAUUAUUGUUUUCAUUAUUAUUUCCAAUUCGUCAACCUUAUCUUUAUUUAUUGCCUUUUGUGAUUCAUAAACCAAACCAAACCAAACCAAGCCAAACCAAGCAAAGCAUUUGUUGCAAUGGAUUUGAAUUCGGGUUUAAAGAAAAGAAGGUUGAUGAGUGAAGAUAAUGAUAAUGAUAAUAAUAAUAAUUGGGAGCAGAAGAGAAGAAACCGAGCGAGCAAGUAUGGCAAUGGAAUGGCGUGGUUUCGCGGCUGUUUGAUCGGAAAAGGGUGUUUCGGGUCUGUAUAUCUUGCAACUUUGAAGAAACCCAAAUCGAAAUACAGCUCUUACCCGCCAAUUAUGGCUGUCAAAUCGGCAGAGGUCUCUGUUUCAUCUUCAAUUCAAAAGGAGAGAGAGGUGUUGAAUAACAUUAGAGGCUGUCGUAAUGUGAUCAGAUGUUUUGGGGAUGAGAUUACCAAUGGGGAGAAUGGUCAGAUGGUGUAUAAUUUGCUGCUGGAGUAUGGGUCUGGUGGAACCCUAGCUGAUCUGAUCAAGAAAUCUGACGGGUUGCCCGAAUUGGAUGUUAAACGUUACACUAGAUCAAUUCUCCGUGGGUUGCGGCAUAUUCAUCGCUGCGGGUAUGUUCAUUGCGAUUUGAAGCCUGAAAACAUCUUGCUCGUAGCCAGUGGUGGUUCUGGAGGGGAUCAAUACACAGCUAAGAUUGGCGAUUUAGGGUUGGCGAAGAGGGCAAAACAGAACAAAAAGGGGAAGUUGAUUGUUCCUUACUGGAGGGGUACACCGAUGUACUUUUCGCCUGAAGUUGUGAUUGAUGGGGUUCAAGAAGCUCCUUCGGAUAUUUGGGCGGUUGGGUGUAUUGUGCUCGAAAUGUUAACUGCGAACCCACCUUGGGGUCCGAAAGGAGAUACGAAUAGUGACGAGAUUAUUACUCGAAUUGGGGAGCUUAAUGAGUCUCCGUUGAUUGUAAGCACGUUGUCGAGUGAAGCCAAGAGUUUCUUGAAGGGUUGUUUCUCGAGGAAAUCGAUGUACAGAUUGACAGUGGAGAUGCUUUUAGCUCAUCCGUUUUUAGAAGGAAUAGAUGAAGAUAAUGAAGAUGAUGAUGAUAACAAUAAUAAUAAUAAUGUUGAAGAUACUGGUGACGUUUUUGACAUAAACGCUAUCAGCUCGUUAAUUAUGUCUGAAGGUGAAGACGAUGAGGCGAUCAGUUUUUCAUUAUUUUCAGAUGAUUUAUGUUCUUGGUCAGAAGAAGAAGAUGUAACAAGCGCCGCCAGUGCCCCAUUGAAUGAAGUACACCACCAAUACCCUAUUACUUUCACUGUUGUGUAAGAGAAUUUAUAUAAUGUUUUGUGAGAUUUGAAGUUACAUUCAUACCUAUGUUCUGUAGUCAUGUUUAAUGUACAGAGUACACUAUAUGUUUUAUGAAAUUUGAUUCAUUCUUUGUGUUAUCUGCGUAAUGUAUGCGGAAAUCAGGAUGAUAGUUUAAGCAUUAUUUUUGUAGGUUGUAUCAUUCAUAUAUGUGUUCUCAAUUAAUAUGAUUUUGGGAACCUAAAGAUUUUGGUUUCAUCUUGUUGUUGUAUAAGAAAAGUGUCACUGUUGCAGUUUUUGUCUCA